Setaria italica (foxtail millet) is the source of this 1332-nucleotide messenger RNA. Its product is annotated as PAN domain-containing protein At5g03700. Gene Ontology annotation, biological process: recognition of pollen. The coding region runs from base 1 to 1332 and encodes 443 amino acids. The record is from RefSeq and is a predicted model, not a curated record. The transcript has a single exon. Lineage: Eukaryota; Viridiplantae; Streptophyta; Magnoliopsida; Poales; Poaceae.
AUGCUGGACCUCGCCGUCCUCCACCUCCCGUCGGCGUUCCCGCUCUGGCGCGCCAUUCCCGACCGCCCCGCGCCCUGGUCCGCGGCCGCCUCCCUCUCCUUCGAUGGCGGCCUCGUCCUCACCGACCACGCGGUCAACAAGGUGCUCUGGUCCACCGCCGCCGCCUCUGCCUCGGCCGGCGACCGCGUCCUCCUCCUCAACACGUCCAACCUCCAAAUCCAAAGCGCUAGCGGCAGCUCAGCGGAUGUGGUGUGGCAGAGCUUCGACUACCCGUCGGAGACCAUCGUCCAGGGCCAGAACUUCACCUCCGCGGCGGCGCUCUACACCUUCGACCGGCGCUUCGCCAUGCGGCUGGGGAGCAACUACUUCGGUCUGUACAUCGAGCCGCCGCCGCCGUCGUCGAGCGGCGUCGCCGCCGCCAUGUACUUCAAGCACACGGCGCUGGAGGCCAAGGCCCAGAUCGUGGCCGGCGGCGGGCCGACGUACGCGCGCGUGGAGCCCGACGGCUUCCUCGCCAUGUACCAGAAGGAGGGCCCGCCCGCCGACGUGCUCUCAUUCGACACCUUCAACCGCGGCGUCCGCGCGUUCCGCCGCAUGACCCUGGAGCCCGACGGCAACCUCCGCGCCUACUACUGGGACGGCACCCGGUGGGCCCUCGACUACACCGCCAUCACCGAGCCGUGCGAGCUGCCCACCACCUGCGGCGCCUACAGCGUCUGUAGGGCGCAGCCAAGCGGCCGGUGCGAGUGCCUGGCCAACGCGACCGACGGUUCGGGAUGCGCCACGGCCGCCGCCCCGGCGGCCUCCGUCGGGGGCAGCCUGUGCGGCACCACGGGUGGGGAGGUCGGCGGGCUGUACCGGGCGGUGCGGCGGCAGGGCGUGGAGCCGGUGAACAAGGAGCUGCUGGGGUUCGAGCGCGCGGCGUCGGCGGCGGACUGCGAGGCGCGGUGCGAGCGCAACUGCAGCUGCUGGGGCGCGGUGUACAGCAACGGGACAGGGUACUGCUACCUCAUGGACUACCCGGCGCAGCUGCUGGUGGAGGGCGACGAGAGGAAGGUGGGUUACUUCAAGGUCAGGAGCCUGGAGGACGAGGCAGCCGCGCGCGGGCGGAGCGGCGCGAGCAGGGUCAAGGCGGUGCUGCUCGCCGUCGGCGUCGCCGCGGUGGUUGGCGCGGCUGCGUUCGGGGCGUACAAGGUGUGGGACAGCAGGCGGCGGACCGCCGUGGAUGCGAGGCGGCAGAUGGGCGACGUCGACGACGGUCUCUCGCCGGGGCCAUACAAGAACCUGGGGUCCUUCAGCUCCGUCGAGCUCACCAACUCCUUCCGGAGGUAG